This is a messenger RNA of Acanthamoeba castellanii str. Neff, 2097 nucleotides long. RefSeq names its product protein kinase family protein, putative. The transcript has 12 exons. Gene Ontology annotation, biological process: protein phosphorylation. The record is from RefSeq and is a predicted model, not a curated record. Gene Ontology annotation, molecular function: ATP binding; protein kinase activity. Lineage: Eukaryota; Discosea; Longamoebia; Acanthamoebidae. The coding region runs from base 1 to 2097 and encodes 698 amino acids.
AUGGAGAUGGACGAGUACUUUCCCUUGGGCCAAGAUGAGGCCGUCACAGACGAGGACGAGUUCGAUGAUACGGACGAGGACGAAGAAGAUGAUGAAGAUGACUAUGCCGUGGAGAGUGUGAGACGAGCCUAUUUUGGAGGACGCACAGUGGACUUCCCCGCCCCCUCUGCCAACGGAACAAAUCACCAACCUCAUCACGAAAUUUCGCUCGCUGCAUCUUCCUCCUCUGCAUCCAACUCCCCCUCUCUCAAGCACAAGGUGGUGCCAGCAGCAUUCCCCAUCAAGAAGAGGAAGAGACGAUCAGCGUGUCACUCGUGGACCAACGAAUCGCGGGCAGCCGAAAUCGUGCGCCAAUUCGCGCCCGAUCGAACAUCUGCGAUUUUCUACUUGUUCCGUCGCAUCGCCGGCGGCGGGAUGAACAAGAACCUCAGGAUCGUGCCAGCCAAGCGCAACCCGCCCAAGUACUCGUGCUUCUUCGAGGAGCUCGGCAUGGUGUCCGACCCGGACAACGACUCGCACUACCACGUGUGGGCGUUCCCACCGAUCAACUCGGCCGCCAGCCGGUUCAUGGCCACCUACGUGGGCGCUACCGAGCUCGAGGGCGUCGAACUGGGCGGCGCCACAAGCGACGAAGAAGACGCCAACAGCGGCGCCGGGACCAUCGCCAAGGAAAAACCAAAGCGCGGCCGGAAGCGAAGCAAAGAGAACAACGGCGAACAGGGACUGAGCGGCAAAGCGAAGAAGGAAGCGAAGGUCGGGGACGAAGAAGGCCAGCGGAGGCGACAGGGCGACACGACGUCGACGGACGACACCUCGGAGAUUGAACUGGAGAUGGAAUACGACGAAGCAGCGUACGGGUACCACCGCGUGGGCCAGACCGUGGCGGACCGAGCGAGGCCGGCGCAGCGCCCAGGGGAUUCGACGCGAGCCAAAGGUGGCACAACCGGCAACACCAUGACACCGCCGAUCCUCCUGGUGAGCGAAGCGCAGCAGAACGGCCGUGCGUACCACGAGCAGCAGCCGCAGCAGCUGCCCGCCAUUCACGACGACCACCUGGCCCACCUCUACUCCGACCUGGCCGCCGCCGAGCACCUGUCUCUCGACGAGGUGCUCGAGCAUCCUGCCCUCUUUGGCCCCGAUGGGGUGGGCGCGAGCGGCACGCUCUCAAGUCCGAGCUUCGGCAACCCCAGUGAACUUAUGCACACGUUUCUCCUCCAAGAGCUGGAUCUUGACUCGAUCAACGUUGACUUUCGCAAGCGGCUAACGGGACGCUCCGGUAAAGAUUCAACGGACAAUCGGGCGUGGUCCGUCUAUGAAGGCGUGUGGCAGGGACUCAACGACGUGGCGGUCAAGAUCUACCACGAGGAGCGAGCCUACCAGACCGAGUGCCACAACCUAUGGAAGUUCAACCACCCCAACGUGCUCCGCGCAUACGGGCGGCUCUACGCCAUCCCGGGCCGCGACAUUCAGGGGUGCGUCGUACUAGAGAAAGCAAACCUGGGCGAUCUGCACUCGUGGAUGAUCGACAACCGCAGGUACCUGCACGACACACAGUUCAUCUCCCACUUCCUCGAUAUCGUCAAGGGUGUGGCCGCUGGAAUGCACUACAUCCACUCCUCGUCGCCUGCGCUGAUUCACGGCGAGUUGAAGCCGAGUAAUAUUCUUCUAUUCGGACACAAGUUUGAUCUUCACGGCACACCUCACUACCUCGGCCUUCGAGCAAAGAUCACGGACGUGGGAAUAAGUCACGACUUGGCCAACGAUUCGGCAGUGCGAGGGCGAGGCACGACCGAAAAUGAAACAGCGCGCACGUUGUGGCAGCCACCAGAGCAGAGAAGCUCCCACGCCGCCGCUUACUACGCGCUGGGGACCGACGUACUUCCGUUUGGGCUCAUCCUCUGGUCCUUCUGGAGCAAAGCGGUGUCCGUGGAGCAGCUUCGUCGCGUUUUGCCUCUCUCGGGAGCGGAACGGCCGCCCAUCCCCAAGGAGUGUCCAACGCAGUGGGCCUCGCUGAUCGAGCGCUGCUGGGCUCAUGACACACGAGAGCGAAUCAGUUUCAAGGCAUUGCUGGAAGAACUGGGCAAGAUCCAACCAUGA